Nycticebus coucang (slow loris) is the source of this 4370-nucleotide messenger RNA. It is a transcript of the gene CAMK2D, whose product is annotated as calcium/calmodulin dependent protein kinase II delta. Gene Ontology annotation, biological process: protein phosphorylation. Gene Ontology annotation, cellular component: cytoplasm; neuron projection. Gene Ontology annotation, molecular function: calmodulin binding; calcium/calmodulin-dependent protein kinase activity; ATP binding. NCBI's taxonomy places the organism in Eukaryota, Metazoa, Chordata, Mammalia, Primates, Lorisidae. The transcript has 21 exons. The record is from RefSeq and is a predicted model, not a curated record. The coding region runs from base 626 to 2227 and encodes 533 amino acids.
GGGCUAGUGAGGAGUGCCAGGCCGCCGAAGUGCCUGGCCCUGCCAGCGCCGCCGCUGCCCACCGGAGGGAGGCCCGCACCGGGCGCGCACGCUCGGCCCAACCCCGGCGCGCCCCGCGCCCCUGCCUGCUGACAGCUGCCUCUGGGCUGGAGCAGUCCUGUCCGCUCCGGGCUCCGCGGCCUCGGCUCCUUUGCACGCUGCCGCUGUCCCCUCUGCGUCCACCCCUCCUUCCCGAGUGCCGAUCAUUUCGCAACUGCUCGCCGCUCGCCCCGUGCCCGGCUGUUUUUCCGUUUCCCGGGCCCCUCUUCUUGAGUACUUUGCCCCCUACAUUUGGGGAGAGGGGCUAGAAAAGGGGCGGGUGGCGCGUCCUGAGGAGGAGGAAGCGUGGCCAGCAGGAGUAGGAGGCUCGGCGGACGGUGGGGAGGAGACCCCACACCACCCUUGCUGGUCAUCUCCCCUCCCGCCCCACCCCUGCGCACACUCCCUCGCGGGCGAGCUACUUUCGGACCAGGAAAGUGAGGGCGGCACUGGGUGACAGUGCCGCGGGGCCAGUCCCGGGGUUGGUCGCGCGUCUGCUCGCUUCUCGUCGGUCGCGCUCCCAGCCAGGGCACAGCCCGGACCGAGGAUGGCUUCGACCACAACCUGCACCAGGUUCACGGACGAGUAUCAGCUUUUCGAGGAGCUCGGAAAGGGGGCAUUCUCAGUGGUGAGAAGAUGCAUGAAAAUCUCUACUGGACAAGAAUAUGCUGCCAAAAUUAUCAACACCAAAAAGCUUUCGGCUAGGGAUCAUCAGAAACUGGAAAGGGAAGCUAGAAUCUGCCGUCUGUUGAAGCACCCUAAUAUUGUACGACUUCAUGACAGCAUAUCAGAAGAGGGUUUUCAUUACCUGGUGUUUGAUUUAGUUACUGGAGGGGAACUGUUUGAAGACAUAGUGGCAAGAGAGUAUUACAGUGAAGCUGAUGCCAGUCAUUGCAUUCAGCAGAUCCUGGAGGCUGUGCUACACUGCCAUCAGAUGGGCGUAGUCCAUCGGGACCUGAAGCCUGAGAAUUUGCUUUUAGCUAGCAAAUCCAAGGGAGCAGCUGUGAAAUUGGCAGACUUUGGCUUAGCCAUAGAAGUUCAAGGAGACCAGCAGGCUUGGUUUGGUUUUGCCGGCACACCAGGAUAUCUUUCUCCAGAAGUUUUACGUAAAGAUCCUUAUGGAAAGCCAGUGGAUAUGUGGGCAUGUGGUGUCAUUCUCUAUAUCCUUCUGGUGGGGUAUCCACCUUUCUGGGAUGAAGACCAGCACAGACUCUAUCAGCAAAUCAAGGCUGGGGCCUACGAUUUUCCAUCACCAGAAUGGGACACAGUGACUCCUGAAGCCAAAGACCUCAUCAAUAAAAUGCUUACUAUCAACCCUGCCAAACGUAUCACAGCCUCAGAGGCACUGAAACACCCAUGGAUCUGUCAACGCUCUACCGUUGCUUCCAUGAUGCACAGACAGGAGACUGUAGACUGCUUGAAGAAAUUUAAUGCUAGAAGAAAACUAAAGGGUGCCAUCUUGACAACUAUGCUGGCCACGAGGAAUUUUUCAGCAGCCAAGAGUUUGUUGAAGAAACCAGAUGGCGUGAAGAUAAACAACAAAGCCAACGUGGUAACCAGCCCCAAAGAAAAUAUUCCUACCCCGGCGCUGGAGCCCCAAACUACUGUAAUCCACAACCCUGAUGGAAACAAGGAGUCAACUGAGAGUUCAAAUACAACGAUUGAGGAUGAAGAUGUGAAAGCACGAAAGCAGGAGAUUAUCAAAGUCACUGAACAAUUGAUUGAAGCCAUCAACAAUGGGGACUUUGAGGCUUACACAAAAAUCUGUGACCCAGGCCUUACUGCUUUUGAACCUGAAGCUUUGGGUAAUUUAGUGGAAGGGAUGGACUUUCACCGAUUCUACUUUGAAAAUGCUUUGUCCAAAAGCAAUAAACCAAUCCACACUAUCAUCCUGAACCCUCACGUACACCUGGUAGGGGACGAUGCUGCCUGCAUAGCAUACAUUAGGCUCACGCAGUACAUGGAUGGCAGCGGAAUGCCAAAGACAAUGCAGUCGGAAGAGACCCGCGUGUGGCACCGCCGGGACGGAAAGUGGCAGAAUGUUCAUUUUCAUCGCUCGGGGUCGCCAACAGUACCCAUCAAGCCACCCUGUAUUCCAAAUGGGAAAGACAACUUCUCAGGAGGCACCUCUUUGUGGCAAAACAUCUAAGGCCUGAAAACCAUUCACAUACGGGUCUUCUAAAUAUCAACAGUGCCACUUCUGCGUUCUUUGUUCUCAAGGCCCCUGGAAGGUGACCCGGGGCCGUCCUCUCCUCCUCUUCAUGCAUGUUUCUGAGUGCAUGAAGUUGUGAAGGUCCUACCUGGAAUGCAUAUGUGAUGCAUCAUCUUAUCAUCUGUUCCUUCCUAUACAUUGUUUACACUUCAACUCUGGGGAUGUUCCAUGCAAUUAAACUACUGUUGGCAAACAAUAGGGGGAGGUCAGACAAAAAAUUCCACAAUAUUCCUAGUACAACUAUUCAUCAAGUUUCUCUGUUUAUGCCAAGACUUAACAGACUUAAAAACUAUUGUUUUCUGAAUGACAGUUUGUAAGAGAAAUGUAAAUUUUUUAGAACUCUUUGCUGUUAAUCUGUUUUGGCUUGUUUGUUUAAAAAAAAAAAAAAGAAAGAAAGAAAAAGGCCAAAAAAAUAUAUAUCUUCAGUUUCCUGGUGUGAUCCUGGUAGAAAUGGGUGAUUCUUGGUUGAAAGCUUUGCUGUCUAACAGUUAAAUUGGGAUGCUAUGUGGGCAAAAUCCCCUAUGAAUGUAUAAGCAAGAAUCAGUUGGUUUGCCAGAUAGCAUCUAAAGCCAUGCUGUUUUUGGUCAAACUAUGUAAACAGGAAAAAUUCACCUUAUUUACAAGUUUGAUCACUUAGGAUAUACUCACACUGUUUUGGUGAAUUUUCUGCAUUGAGUAUCGUUUUCUUUCUCAGAUCUGUGUUCUGUUUCCUUUAUAUCCUAUUUCUUUGUUGCUUUUGUUUGCUUCCUAUUUUAUUUUUCUUUUGUCCCAUUCUUUUCUUAUUUUUCCAUUUUUCUUUUUUUUUUUGGACAAAAAUAUGAAAAGUGAAAUUAGCGUAAUGAAGGUAAAAUAAAAAUCAAGGCCUUUGGGGAGUAGCUAAACUAGCACUUUUAAUUAUCUUUAGGGCCACAAAAAUCUUGUCAAGAUGGUCAAGGCUUUUAAUGCUGCGGAGGCUCUAGUUUGGACUUGUGUGUCCUAAUUAGGAUGGAGGUAGUGGAACUAUUUAAACUUAGUGGUGAAAGCAAAUACCCUAAGCAGUACUCCUGUAAUCGCAAUUGAUGGGAACAGUUGCCAGGGCAUGCUGAGUUGGUAGGAGCAGGGUUUGGGGCAAUGCACUGAAUCCCGCCUUGUGACCGCUCCACUCCUCCCUCCGCCCCCCACCAUCACUAGCUGCUUUUCUAAAGUUAGAGAAGCUAUGAAUGUUUUCCAUCCUCAUAAGUGUUUUGAACUUGAUCUUUGUGACUUGUGCUUUUUUAGCUUCUGUCUUGAGUCACAGUAUCAUUAUCUUCCUCUGAGGAGUUAGGAUUUUCCAGUUUAAAACAAAAAAGAAAAGGGAACUGUCCUGGGUUUUCUUUGUGCUCUCAUUUCUUUGUCGAUUGAAUUCCCAUGAGGCUUUUUUCCCUCCCUGAGAUGCUUUAUAGUGCAUGGAACCCCCAUCAGCGUUAUUUUAAUGAUAGUAAUUCACAGUUUUCAGAAGCCUAUUUUUAAAGCGGAAGCAAAAAAGAAAACAAUACAAAGCAACCCUCCCUCUUCUCUCUCCUACCACCUUGCUGUGUUGCUUACUGAUCACCUUAGAUGUUACCGCUAGUGGAUGUAUGAUAGAUGGGUUGAAGCUUUUCUGAUAAUUAUUACACAAUUUAAAACAAUAUAUAUUUAAAAUAAAUAUAUACAGUAAAUUUAUUGAGCCAUGUUAACCUGCCAAUGAGAUCUGUGAAAAAGUAAUGGCCUCAUUUUUCCCUUUUUAAUUUCUUUUACCUUUUUGUGAAGCGGCUAUACGUGGCAUACAUGUAUUUUAAAAUAAGUAGGUCUAGAGUGGUUUCUUUCCUUUUUUUUUUUUUUUUUAGCACAUUGAACUUAGCAUGUGGUGUUGAAGUAUUACUGUAGAUCAAGUUUGUCUUCCGCACUAAGAUGUGAGGAAAUUGUGAUUAGUUCUCUCCACCACAGUUGAAUUACACCUUUAUUAUCUUAUAUCAUUUUGAAACACUGCAGUUUACCAUGGGACACUGUAUAUAUUUCUUGCCAUAAUGGUAAAUGACUGAUUGAUAUAUUUAAGAGUUAAUAAAUUUGUGAUUUCUGCUGA